Molecule: messenger RNA, 225 nt
Organism: Notodromas monacha
Lineage: Eukaryota; Metazoa; Arthropoda; Ostracoda; Podocopida; Cyprididae
Source: the annotation of a GenBank genome assembly
GGCUGUGGUGAUUUGGAGGAACCUUAUCCGAGUUUGUCCGACUAUCAUGACUACGAGCCGAACCUCGAAUUCGACGAUUCCGAAGUCAUUCAUGCCGCUGCUGCAGUGGCCAUCGAUGAUCCGUUUGUCGGUGUGUUUCUCCCUGCGAACCGAAUCGAUAAGUUGCGUGCGUUGGCUUUUUCUUCUUUCUCCUGUCGACCCGGCCCCAAACCUGAGCCUUCGUAG